Molecule: messenger RNA, 2835 nt
Organism: Xenopus tropicalis (tropical clawed frog)
Lineage: Eukaryota; Metazoa; Chordata; Amphibia; Anura; Pipidae
Gene: cers3
Product: ceramide synthase 3
Exons: 11
Coding region: 245-1363 (372 amino acids)
Biological process (GO): ceramide biosynthetic process; sphingolipid metabolic process
Cellular component (GO): membrane; endoplasmic reticulum membrane; nucleus
Molecular function (GO): sphingosine N-acyltransferase activity; DNA binding
Source: RefSeq, a predicted model, not a curated record
GAUGUGGCAGACCAAUCAAGCACAUGCCCUCCACAUCCUCUGCCAUUACACUGCCUCCGACAAGCGCUGGUUUCCCUCUUUAUAAAGCUGGAUUAGUACAAAAAAAAAAAAAAAGCCCUGAAAAAAAAAGUUAGAGGAGAGAGAGGGAGAGGGGAAAGAGCCCAGAAUGAAUCACUUCCCUUUUCUUUGUAGUUUGUCAGUCACAGGACUCCCCUUGUAACAACUUCAGAGCGUGACCUGUCGGAUGUUUCAGACUCUAAGCGAUUGGUUCUGGUGGGACAGGAUUUGGCUGCCGUGUAACUACACUUGGGAUGACUUGGAAAAUGAAGAAGGAACUGGGUCGGUGUCGCCGUCCCAGCUUUAUAUCACUAUCCCCCUGGCUCUGCUCUUCAUGCUCCUCAGAUUUGCCUUUGAAAGAGCCAUUGCUACACCUGUGGCCUCAGCCAUGGGGAUAAAGAGCAAACUCCGUCUAAAAGCUUCAAAUAAUCCAGUCUUUGAAAGUUUCUACAUCUCAUGCUCCAAGCACCCAUCUCAUGAAGAAAUGUAUGGCUUGGCUAAGAAAAGCAAUCGUACAUCUAUACAAGUAGAGCGCUGGUUCAGGAGAAGACGGAACCAGGACCGUCCAGCUGUUCUAAAGAAGUUCCAAGAAUCUUGUUGGCGAUUCACAUUUUACCUGUGCGCCCUGGUCGGAGGAGUUGCAGUGCUCUAUGAUAAACCCUGGUUCCAUGAUGUGUGGGAGGUGUGGGUCGGAUACCCAAAGCAGGAAGUGCUGACAUCCCAGUACUGGUACUAUGUGAUGGAGCUGAGUUUCUAUUGGGCACUUUUGUUCAGUGUGGCCUCUGAUGUCAGAAGAAAGGACUUCAAGGUUCAGGUUGUUCAUCACCUGGCUACCAUCUUCCUGCUGAACUUCUCCUGGAGUGUCAAGUAUAUUCGUGUGGGCACUCUCACUUUGCUUGUCCACGAUCUCUCUGAUAUUCUGCUUGAGGCGGCCAAAAUGUGCAGUUACGCCGAUUGGAAGAGGUCAUGCAAUGUCCUGUUUAUUAUAUUUGCAGUGGUAUUCAUUAUCAGUAGGCUGAUAAUUUUCCCUUUCUGGAUUAUAUAUGCUACUACGGUUUACCCUCUGUACUACUGUCCCAGAUUCUUCCUCUACUACUUCUUCAAUAUGCUCAUGUUUGUGCUCCAGUUCCUCCACAUAUACUGGACCUACCUUAUCUUUCGGAUGGUGAAAAAGGUGAUUUCAGGAAAUAUGUCAGGGGAUGAUCGCAGUGACAAAGAGGAAGAAGACAGUGAUGAAAAUGACGACCAUUCACUGACCAACGGGGAUGGCAAAAGGCCCAUUGAAAACGGGCAAGGUGAACACUAGCCCGCCUAACUUUCUUACAAAGUACCACUUCCCCAGACAGGCAGAAUUAUGGAAGAGUCCAGUUAUGUGUGCUGGACAUCAAAAUGGGGAGGGAGAGGAUGAACUUCUGUUGAAGAAGCUCUAUGGUCCUGAAGGUGUGCAGCCCUUUAUUUAGGGGCUGAAUGUGGGUCAUAACAGCCUUUUGUCCAUUUUUAACAUUAACUACAAAACCAGGGAAAAUCUAUAACUGAGAAGAGACAGAGAAACACUAAAUUCUCAUCACAAUAAACAUUAGGAUCCAACUACCACGGGCUUAUCUGGAAUUUCUCUGUUUCUUGUUGCACUGGCUGCUUCUGCUUCAGGAAUUGGGUUAAACAACAAAAUACAAGAAGACUGAAAUUCCCUUCUUGGAUGGAGACCAUACCAGUGCUGCCUGGGAAGGACAGUAAUUCAUUGCACUAAAAAAUGCUGGAGAAUACAGCAAGAAAUCAGAUCUGAGAAACCAUCAUAGCUCUGCUAGCCCCUUAUAGCCAAUGGACAGUUACUCUACGUACACAGGUCACAAAAAUCAUGCACACCUCUUCUGGCUAUAUGGAUACUACAUAUGGGAACACAUGCACUGUGCAGAAUUCACACACAGUAUGUCCUUUGCACCUAAAAAGGCUCAGGGUAGGCAGAGGCAGUGAGUAGAGGAGAGUGACGUGGAGACCAGCCAUGACUCCUAGCAGUGCAGGCAUCUUAUGGCUUAUGUCAUAGCAUUUCAAUUAACUCUGCUGUCCCUCAGCUCGCUAAAUAACAAGGGUAAUUGCUGGACCAGCGUUACUGUAAAAUAUAUGCAAUCCUUGGGAACAGAGCAUGGCAAAUGCAGGAAGUGUUGCUGCGCACUAACGCACCUUCUUUAACAGGUUUGUUAUGGGGACAACAAUUAACUUCAGUACAAGUAUUCCAAGUAUCAUGCAGUAACUCUAUAUAAUACUGUACUUCUCACAUUCAGAGUGCAUUGCCCACAUCCAUUCGUGGUGCCAAAUGGUCAGCAAAUGCUGAGCCCAGUGUCUGGCCUUGCUGCAAUGUUUACUAUGUAAAAACAUUCUCACACCAGGACCAUUAAUAAUUGAAGUGUGGAGCUUUUUAUUUCUUCAUUUCCUCAAGUUAUGACCUUUUUGAAGAAUAUAUUUCCAUAUAUCUUAUAAAAUAGUGUAUUAACCCUUCAGCAGGUAUAUGCACUGAGCUAGCUAAGGGCUAGGUAACCUGCAGCUGUUGGGGAACGGCAACCCCAAGCAUCCCUCUGGGAGAAAGGUUACCUGUCCCUAGCUACAAGCUCAGCUGAGAGUUUUCUUUCCCAUUCUCUUGGACCAGACUUUUUAUUUUAUUCGCCUCUGUAAACAGAUUGCGUUUAGGCUACAUGUUACACCGAGAGUGCUAUCUGCUCUGCAGUGGGCAGAAAUCACAACAUUACUACUUUUUAAUUUGAAUAAAGGUCUGGUCUGACUUUA